Gekko japonicus is the source of this 1474-nucleotide messenger RNA. RefSeq names its product interferon-inducible GTPase 5-like. Gene Ontology annotation, molecular function: GTPase activity; GTP binding. The record is from RefSeq and is a predicted model, not a curated record. NCBI's taxonomy places the organism in Eukaryota, Metazoa, Chordata, Lepidosauria, Squamata, Gekkonidae. Gene Ontology annotation, cellular component: membrane. The transcript has 2 exons. The coding region runs from base 123 to 1313 and encodes 396 amino acids.
ACACAGGAAAGGUGAGAGAGGAAAAGCCCAACAGCCAUUUGUCCAGGUAUUUGGUUCUGCUGCUUCUCCGGAGCUUCAAGGCAACCACCACUCACAAACGAUCAACUGAAUCAUCAAAGCCCAUGGGUCUUACCAUCUCAAGAACAUUUGUAGGAAAGGAACUGGAUGAGCUGGAGGCUGCAUCGGACCCAGGAAAUGUCCCAGAGGUGGCAACCGAAAUUCAUCGAGAGUUGAGCUUAUUUAAGAACACCAUACUUGACAUUGCCAUCACAGGCGAACUGGGUUCAGGGAAAUCGUCCCUUGUCAAUGCCCUGCGGGGCAUGACAGAUUCUGAAGAGGGUGCAGCUGAGACUGGGGUAACACGAACAACAAUGGAGGCAAAGGGAUAUCCACACCCCAGAUUCCCUAAAAUAACAAUAUGGGAUCUCCCAGGAAUUGGGAUGCCUGAAUUCGAACCAGAGGAAUACCUCAAUAAGGUAAACUUCAGCAGGUUUGACUUCUUCAUCAUUGUCGCUGCGGAACGCCUCACUGCCAAUCACUCCCAGCUGGCCCGUAAAAUUCAAGAGAUGAAGAAGACGUUUUACUUUGUGCGUUCCAAAGUGGAUCUAAGUAUGAAUUCUGAAAGGUGGAAACCAAAUUUCAGUGAAAAGCAAACCCUUGAGAAGAUAAGAAGAUACUGCUGUGAUAAUUUGACAGAAGUACUAGAGACUGCUCCAAGUGUUUUCCUCAUCUCUGCCUGGCACUUGGACAAGUAUGAUUUCUCCCUCCUGCAAGAGGCCCUAGAGAAUGAAAUGGAAUAUCUCAGGAAGCAUGUCCUGAUUCUGGCUUUACCCAGUUUCUCAAGAAAAAUCCUAGAAAAGAACAAGGCUGCUUUGGAACGGGUUAUUUGGAAAACAGCUCUCGUGUCUUGUGCUAUCGGGGCUACCCCUGUCCCAGGUCUCUCUCUUUUUUAUACCACUGCUAUGUUGGUAACCACCCUGAAGCAGUUCUGCUUAUCCUUUGGCUUGGAUGAAGAUUCCCUCAAUAGACUUGCAAGCCGGGUUGACAAACCAGUGGAAAUAUUGAGAGCGGCUAUCAAAAAGUCUCCUCUUGCUAGCGAGGUCACCGUACAAUUUGUAAUCAAAAUCUUAUGCAGGUCAAUGUUGUGUUUGACUCUGUCGGCCGUAGAACUAGUCUUGGACCUUGCACCCUCCACGAGCUGUCUAGCCGGUGGAGGACUUUCUUUUGUAACCACUUUCUACCUCCUGAAGAGGUUUCUGCAGGAUCUCGAGGGAGAUGCUGAGAAUGUUUUGGCAAAAGCAGCCGAGCCAUAAAGCGUCCCAUUUAAAGAUCCAAAACAUUCAUCUGGAAUGCCUGAGCCUAGCAACCAGUGGGAGAGUUGGGGGGACAAGAACAUAGGAGGGCUUGUAAUCGGCAUUCCCUCUAACUUGAGUUGGUGUGAGCUAGCUCACACUUUUUUAGCCUCCGGUUCACA